CGAACUCAGGACCUUGCGCUUGCCAGGCAGGUGGAGUGCCACUGAGCUACAGCCCCAGCUAUAAUGUUUUAAACUAGCUGUCUACAGUAAAAGGAGCUCGAGGAACAUUGGGGGCCCUGGGGGGCUGGCAGCGUGGGAGCCCUCCCCAAAUCAAAUGUAUUUUUAUCCCUCCCAGUCCAGCAGCACUGGUGCUGGCAGAGAGGGAUCAGGGGAGGAGGUCUAGUCAGGGUGGAGGAAGCUCUGUGACUCUGUGACCUUGGCUGGGGCCAAGGUCAGGGCUGGCAGCCCAGCCAGCCCAGCCGGAGGCCCCUGUUGGAGAGCCUGAUGCCCAGAUGGGCUCUUGCUCCCUCCAGCUCAUUAACCCUUGACAGCUCAGCUGGGCAGCCCAGGCCAUCUGCGACUCCUUCUGCUGCACUUCCGGCCUCUGUUGCCCCACACAGAGGACAGGACUCAUACCCAACCCCGGCAGGGUGGGGGUCAGGUCCAGAGCCAGAGCUGCCCUGCUCCACUCUGCUCAUGCCUGGGUUUCCUACUGGGCAGCAGCUCCAGUUCUUCCAGCCUUCCUAGGUCACCCCUCCUGACCCACCCAGGGGGCGUCCUGAAGGACCUGGACAAUACUCAGGGGUCCUCUCCCCCUCUCCAACCCCCCCCCUUAGCCAGGGCCUCAGACCCCCCCCAAGGCCAGCUAGCGCUAGUGUGGACCCCUGACUCUAGGAAACCCCAGAGUACAGAAGAAAGGGUUUGGACAAGCAGGGAGGUUAUUAUUAUUAUUAUAUUAUUAUUAUUCCUGGCAGGUUGGGGGUCCUGUUGACACACCCAGCAGGCUGGGGAGGGCGGCUGUGGCUGGGGUCCCUGGGGCAGCCCCUGUGGAGCUGGACAAUGCUCCUUCCCUACGGUGCUCUAGGCAAUCAAGGGGGCUGUGACCUGCCAAUGAGGUCACAGAGCCCCAAGGUGCCCUCAGGGAGAGAGCCCAACCCUGGGUAUGAACUUUGACCAGAAGGCCGUGAAAUUCCUGGCCAAUUUUUACAUCAAUGGAGGCAAACACUGGACGCAUGGCCCCCUGAGACAAAAAAGGCCCGAGGCCGCCCUACUGUCCUGGGAUGCGGAUGAGAAGAGUCCCACCAGCCCGAAGAGGACCCCAAUGGGCUGGAGGUCAUUCGUGGGGUCCACCGGGGAGUGCCCGCUCACCCGCACCCGGACCCUACGGGGGCUGCUGCUGGAGCAGCGCCCCCCGCUCCUGGCCGACCCCGACGUGCCGGGCCCAGCAGAGUACGCGCCCAGAGCCUUCUUGCGGGAAAUCUGCCCGCACCUUCACUACAGCAUCGGCUGCAGGCACCCGGGCCCAGACAGCGGCGGCCGCAGGGCGUGGCACAGCGCGUGGCUGCAGAGCGAAAGCCCCUUCACGCGGAAGGUGGACUUCAACCUCGAGCGCCAGUGGCCGUCGCCCGCAGAUCACGUGCCGCCCAGCCCUCCCGUCGGCCCCGCUUUCAGCUUCGGGGUCCGUGCGCGCCCGGGUCCGCUUCGCGUCCAGACCCCCAGUGCACGAUUCCUGGUACAGGGUCCCCCGCGGGUCCCCGGCGAGCAGCGGCCAGGCCCCACCGCCUACGACGUCCGCGCCGGGUGUCGCCUGCAGCGCCCUCGCCCGCCCGCCUUCUCCAGGAGCGGCUCGCCCGCCUUUGCCGCAGGGCUGCGCGCCUGUAAGGAGGUCCGGGGGAGGCUGGGUCUGGCCCGGCCCUGCUGCGCGCGCACGGGUGGGGCGGGACUAGGUGUGGGCCGUGCUGUGCUCGUGGGCUCCCAGGCCCUCUCUCUGCAGCUUGCACGCCUGGUCCGGCCGCCUACCACGUGGAGGACUGCUACGACUCGCGCUUCCCCUCCGCUCCUGGGGUGGUCAUCCAGGGUGUACGCAGGCCCAAGCGCCACGACACGGGCCCUUUCUGCGCGCUCUAGGGCCCGCUGGGCUCUGCCGGCCCUGCUUGUCACCUAGUGGAUCCCCGGCUUCCCUGGGCCUCUCCCAGGCCUCCCGCUGGACGUGGUUGUGGCGCCCCAGGCUGGACCUGACCCCUGGGUGCCCCUGACCUACCCUCCGACUGGGGACUCUGCUGUGGACUUCGGGAAGGAGAGCCCAGCCCAGAGCCCCCACCUGCCCACCCCCUGCUCUACUGAGAUGGAGAACUCGGUGUGUGUCUAGCUGCUGUCCCCUUCCCAGGGGGCUGUCCUGAAGAUGUGGCCUGCUGCUUCCCUGUCAUUUCUAGUUUUUCCUGUGUGGAGGUUUCCAUUUGGCUGAUCCUGCAGGGAGUACUUUCCUCUGUAGGGACUGGUGUGGCAGCCUGGGGCUGACCUGGAGAUUCCAGGCCUGGGACAGGAUGGGCUGAGGAAGACACCUCUUCCUGACCAUGCCGCCCCAAGGGAACUGGCCCAGCUGCCCUGCUACCCUCAGGUCAGGCUGCUUGCUGAGCCCAGGAGGGACUGCUGUCUUGAGGGUCAGGGCAGAGUCAGCCUGCCCAGCUGCCAGGGAGGUGGCUCAUCAAGGCUGGGCCCCAUUUCCCGAGGCCUUGGCCUGAACGUCCAGCAUGGGCCCUGAGAACUCUGGCCAAGGCUGUGCAGGCCAAGUCAGCAAGGGGCCUUCCCUGGGCCUUCAUGCGUCGGGGCCCCUGCCCUGUCUGUAGCAGCAGUGUGGUUGUGGGUCCCCUCAUCACCACUCCCCUGCUGUCCUACCCAGGGGGCCACUCUGCAGGUGCCUCAUCUGCAGCUGGUGAGAUCUCCUCCAUCUCCCAGCCCCAGCCCUGCCCAGGUUCUGGCCCAGUUGCUGGCAGGUGCCAGCACCUGUGUCCUCCAUGCCCAGCUGGGUUCAGACUCCCAUGCCCUGGGGAAUAGGGGCAGUGGGACCUUCAACACUCGGCUGAUCAGCUGUCUGGAAGCAGCUGUGAAGGACCUCAGGGAGCCCUGGCUCUGGGCACUUGGCCUCAGAUGAAACAGUCCUGGUUAUUGCUGCACCACCAGGUACCUCGAAGACUCGAAGCUGGGCAGGAGGGGGAGGAGCUCUCAAGGCUGAGGGAGAGUUUGCUGGGCAUCAGAGAAGGAGUUUCUAGCAGGGCAAACCCCAGUAGCAAAGGGACAAGAAAAGGAGGAGGUGUGGUGGUUCGUGUGGCUGAGCCUGAGGACACAGGAGGCUCAGUGCCUGCACUCUUGGCAACAGGACCCAGCUUCUCGUCCUGCAGAGGACAGGAUGCCAUGGAGCCUGGACCUGGCUUCCAGCUCAAGGAGGCCCACAUUGGGUAGUCCAAUGGGUAGAUCCUAACAUCUCUGUGAGGAGCACAGUGGCUGUGUACCCAAAGGCCAGCUUUGCUGGGACCCUUGGUACCCCUGGAGGCACUUUUUUUUUUGGUACUGGGGAUGGAACUUGGGACUUUGCGCUUUCAAAAGAGGCUGCGGAACCACUGAGCUAAACCCCCGGCCUGGAGGCACAUUUAGACUUUAGUUUAUGGCAAGCCUAGGGGGUGAGCUUUGUCUCGGUUCACCUGGAGAAAGCCAAGUUCUGGAAAGCGUCAAGGUCACGCACUUUAUCCCACACCUAUGCCUCACACCUGGACCCAGGUGCAGGGAGUUUGUCGGGCAGUGAAGCGCCACGUCAUGGACGCUGCUGUGAGAUCAUCAGUAGAGUUCGUGAUUACAAGAAUAAAGAAAAUUCCCUUGGAUAAAA
Messenger RNA from Heterocephalus glaber (naked mole-rat), 3700 nucleotides. It is a transcript of the gene Stpg3, whose product is annotated as sperm-tail PG-rich repeat containing 3. Lineage: Eukaryota; Metazoa; Chordata; Mammalia; Rodentia; Bathyergidae. The record is from RefSeq and is a predicted model, not a curated record.